UAUUUAGUCACGCCCUCAAGACAAUGGUAGGGUACAUUAAGGCAAGGACAGUUAGUAAUAUCUGGGUUUACUGGUACAAGAAGGUGCUUUCAAGUUGAUUAAAUACCAUUGUUAAUGUCAAUUCUAUUUGGAUUAUUAUUAUUUUCACCUGCACUGCUGUCAUCUGGAAUCCAUAGCCCGGCUGUGUCCCGUAGCUAUAUAUUUGGUCUGGAGGACUGUGAAAGACGAUGCAUCUGGUACUCAGGGUACUGUGUUUCUCUCUGCUCAUACCGGGCUGUCUGAGUAGCACUGGUGAGAUAGCGAUAGGCUGUGCGCAAUGGAGAACCUCUGCUGGUUCUCCGGAUAUCUGCUGUGAAAGCUGCCAUCCAGGGAACCGUCUGGUGACUCCCUGUGGUCCAGACCCGAAAAAGCUGUGUGUUCCCUGUAGGAAUGAGACCUACACAACUGACACAACAUCAUUCUUCUGUCGCAGGUGUACUCAGUGCGUAGGUGGGGCACUGACCCUUAAGAAGGCCUGUACAAGAAGCAAGGACACAGAGUGUGACUGUAAGGCAGGACUCAGAUGUGGUGAUGGCCACUGCUCCUUCUGUGUCCAGGAGUGUGGAAAGGGCCGGGAACCUCUUCCCGCUGCACGCUCCUGCCGGAAUUGUCCAGUUGGGACCUUCAGUGACCAAAUCCAUGAGAAGUGUAAGCCUUGGAGAACAAGCUGUCCCCAUCCCAAUGAACACAUUGUGGCCUUGGGAGAUGCAGUUAGUGACAGCAAGUGCGGCAUUACCAACAAUUCAAUCCCCCAAGUGAUUACCUUACCUACGAAACGGGGCUCUGAAGAUGGCACAGGGCUGGUUUGGGCUAUAACGGCCUUGUGUGGAGUCUUUAUCAUCCUUAUUAUCUUGUUUCUGGUCAUCAUCAUCAACAACAGCAAAAAGAAACCAGAGAAGACAACCCACAAUGAGCCAAACCUUAUUGUGCCAACUCCUCCUACAGAUGAGCCGAGGAGCCUGAUAGAGGUCAGUUUCCACCACCCUCAGCAGGAACAGGGCAGCAGUUCUGAAACACUGCACUCCCAGGACUCUGAGACCAAGCUCCUGCCUGUGUGAUUGGGAGUGGCGAGGUUAUACUAGAUCUGAUCUACAGGCCACUACCUCACACACUGGCUCUCUGAUGCCUUUCCAGUGAUUGGCCAACACAUCGUUCCAGUACUGUUAGACUCUGAUUGUUCAUGCCACACGCUGUCACUAAGGAAUUGAGAGGUUCAGAUACUUUUGAGCAUUUGUGAUCUCUUUAAUUACCCCAGUAUUUGUUUGUAUCUUACAUGCACAUUCAAAGAUGUGAAUAUUGAGAUCUCUAUGUAACAAUGACUUUCUGUGAAAGUAUACCAUUUAUGUCAGCCAGUAAACUGAUAUUCAAAUGUCAGUAGUGGUGGGGAAGUUCAGGGGGAAAAAGUCAUUAUUUGACCUAUUCAAUAGUUAAGACUCCCCAGCAGUUACUGUAUCAAGUGUCUGCUGCUGGAUUAGUUCAACUAUGUACAUACUUGUACAUUUCCUGGUUUUAUUAGCAUAGUUUCCUGUUAAUAUAGUUUAGAUGACCUAAACGUGAUGACAUGCUACACUUGACAUUUGUAUGUGCGAGGGUGUGAGCAGCGUCAUGCUGUUUUCCUAUAAUAUAGCAGCAACAGUGUAAACCACAGGCAGCUAGAUGUGACUGCCCACAUGCCUCCCACUGCCACAUAUUCACGUAUUUCCUGUAAGGCUAAACUCCGCUGCCCACAGUUACUGAGCAGAAGUAAAUACCCCUAUUUAACAUUCCUAGGUCUUUUUCUCAGCACUUUGUUAGGAAUGUGCCAAUGUGAUACAGUACGGGACUUGGAGCAGCGUUUUGUGUGAAAGUACUGCUUGUAUUGAAUGGGAUAAGAGUGAUGGACAUGUGUGGGAAACAAUAUGUCAUAUUCUUCUCUAUGAUACACUGCCAGAAAGUGAAGGGUCUGGACUUUCCUCAAAUGUAGUAGGGGAUGCUAAAGGUCAGGGAAUCCUCUCAUGUGGGGCUUUCCCCAGCCCUUUACACAGAAGCUUAUCUAAUGUCAUUGGAACCAUAAAUGAACUAAUACGAAUGUAAAUUGUACUUGACAACAAUUUAUAAUGUAGGCAAUAGGCAUUGCAAAUGAUUCCAAAGGGCUACCUUUAACCUAGUUUGAUUAAACCCUUUCACCACUGUAGUUUUGCAAUCACAAGCAUUGUUUAUUGCUAUUCCUUUGGCUUGCUUAUACAUGCAUGUUAACUCAAGCCGUUUGGCCCUGGUUGUAAAUAAUAGCUUUCACAAGGUAUCCUACGUGCUGUACAAUGGAAUGACAGAUCUGUGAUAAAGUGUCUGACACGCGAUACCUCCCUGUGGGCUCUCCACUAAGCAGAGCUGGGAAAGCCGAGGGAUUCUGAUGUGUCAUAUUAAUCAUGUAGUACCAUCACUGCUGGGAAUGUACACAAUGAACACAAUGAAACUAGUCUGACUAAAGCUCACGGGAUCUCGUUGGAAUGCUGACCUACACAGUGCAGGGAAGACCCGUGACUGUUAAAAAGAGCACCUCAGCCAGAGGAUCGUGUAGAAACAUUGGUCAGAUCUGUACUCAUGUAACCUCGACUUGUCAUGAGUAUACAGAGGAGUAGCGUAUCAUAGUGGAGUUACAGUAACUACGUAAUGUUGUCUGAACUGUAUCUGUAUUUAGCUAGUGUGACAGGCAUAGGCCACUGAGAUGGAACAUCUCACAUUCACAAUAGGGGCCAUAAUUGCCUACAUGGUGUAAAAUGUUAACCCACACCCAUGGAGUGGGCUUAUAACAGUAGAGGUGUUAAUGAGUCAUCACCACCACAGACUGUCAGUCAUCUGAGGACAGGAUUUUUAAAGAGCCAGUUACUGAUGGAUUAUUGAGUGGCAUUCAUGGGGAUAUGUACUUGGACUGGCAGGCUCCUAGGACUUUCUAUGCCUUGUAUACAAUAUGUUAUAGGCCAUGAUAAAAUGGUACUGAUUGAAUAAGUACUGUAAUAUUGUUUUGAUAUUAAAGAACUAGUAAAUACCA
Messenger RNA from Oncorhynchus nerka (sockeye salmon), 3067 nucleotides. Its product is annotated as tumor necrosis factor receptor superfamily member 9-like. The record is from RefSeq and is a predicted model, not a curated record. Bases 228 to 1097 code for a protein of 289 amino acids. Lineage: Eukaryota; Metazoa; Chordata; Actinopteri; Salmoniformes; Salmonidae. Gene Ontology annotation, molecular function: protein binding; signaling receptor activity. Gene Ontology annotation, biological process: regulation of cell population proliferation. The transcript is spliced from 7 exons.